AUGAAUAAGAGUUUCGGAUCUCUUGUCGUUGGCGCCGGAGGUUUUCAAAACCUCCCGUUUUUGGAAAAGGAUUGUCGGAAUUACAUCGAUAAGGCAAGACAUAUAAGGCUUGGUGCUGGUGGUGCUGGUGGUGCUGGAGCGCUUCAGGAAUAUUUUUUACGGAUGCAAUACAAGAAUCCUGGGUUCUUUGCAUCGAUGGAUCUAGAUGACGACGGGAGAUAUGGGAUGCCAUUUGCAACAUUUGUUGGUGUAAACCACCACGGCCAGUCAAUUCUUUUAGGAGCAGGAUUGAUAUCCAGUGAGGAUACGGCAACGUUUGUGUGGUUAUUCAAGACUUGGUUACAGUGUAUGGAUGGUAUAGCUCCUAGAGCUAUUAUCACAGAUCAGGACAGAGUAAUGAAGAAUGCUAUUGCUAUUGUUUUCCCAAAAAGUCGACAUCAAUUUUGUUUAUGGCAUAUACUGAAAAAAGUCCCUGAGAAGCUUUCCUCCUAUUCUGCCUAUAAAAGUGGGAUGAAGAGUGCCUUGAUGAAAUCUGUGUAUGAUUCCCAAAAUGUUGAGGAAUUUGAAAGCUCUUGGGAGCAGUUAAUCACCACUUACAACUUGGAGGAGAAUGCUUGGCUGCAAACUUUAUACACUAAGCGUGCGCAUUGGGUACUGGCAUUCUUGAAAGAUACAUUUUGGGCGGGGAUGAGUACAACGCAGCGGAGCGAGAGCAUGAAUGCUUUUUUUGAUGGUUAUGUUCACGCUAAGACAAGCUUGAAAGAGUUUGUCGAUCGGUUUGACAACGCAUUGAAGAAAAAGAUUGAGAAUGAAAAUACCUCUGACUUUCACUCCUUCAGCGUCACUAUUCCCUGCAUAUCUAGAUCUCCGAUUGAAAAGAAGUUUCAAGAAUGUUACACGAAUGCAAAAUUCAGGGAAGUUCAGCGAGAACUUCAAUGUCUUAUAGAUUUGGCUCUAGAGUUGCUUAAGAGAGAUGGUGGUGUAAAGACGUACCUUGUAGAGGAUGAAGUUCAUGUGCAAGAAUUCAUUAAGCUAGUUAUAUAUUCAGUAGACUUUAGUGAUGUGGAUACAGCUGCAAAGUGUUCGUGUGGGCUAUUUCAGAUGAGGGAUAUAUUGUGCAGGCAUAUAUUGGCUGUAUUUAAAUGUAAUGGUUUGAAAGUUUUGCUGAAUCAGUAUAUUUUGGAUAGAUGGAGGAAGGACAUUAAGAGGAGGUACACGUUAAUCGACAGCAGCUAUGAUGCAGGGGCUGGUUCAAAAAAACAUACUGAGGAUGCAUUACAGAAGUUGCAUGCAAUGAUUGCGUUAUAUAGUGAGAACCAAGAACCUCCAUCUAGAACAUGCACGGGUUCCAAUGUUAUUCCUUCGAUACCGGAGAUAGAAACAUGUGCGGGUUCACAGAAAGUACUCAGUCCGCUAGUAGUAAGAGGGAAAGGCAGACCACCAUCUCUGAGGAGAGCAUCGAUAAUGGAAAAAGAGAUGCGGAAAGUUAAAACGAAGGCGAACAAUGUAACAGUCAAGAAAAAACAUAAACAGAGAGAUAGAGGAGAUACACCUAUGCCGAACACGUGCAGGAAUUUAUUUGGCCCAUCAGAUGAAGAUAUAUCCAAUGUUGGAUUGAUGCAGAGCCCGCCUAUUGAAGACAGUCCAGUUGUUGACAUUAGUGUUACCCAGCGCCAAGAAUCAAUGAUCGGGAGUCAAGAAAGCAUGCACUUUGGGUUGGAUGGAUCACAACCAGUUGAGGUGGAUGAAUCACAACCAUGGAUUGGGGUGAGAAAGUAA
This is a messenger RNA of Carya illinoinensis, 1779 nucleotides long. RefSeq names its product protein FAR1-RELATED SEQUENCE 5-like. Gene Ontology annotation, molecular function: zinc ion binding. The transcript is spliced from 6 exons. The coding region runs from base 1 to 1779 and encodes 592 amino acids. The record is from RefSeq and is a predicted model, not a curated record. Lineage: Eukaryota; Viridiplantae; Streptophyta; Magnoliopsida; Fagales; Juglandaceae.